CGCACGACGAAAGAUUAAUUUAAUUCAAUCCUCCAUAAGUGUAUUUUUCUUUUUAAAAUACAAUAUUUCAAUUUUUUUAUGAUAUAUUCAACAGUAUUUAAAUUUUUUGAGGUAGGACCAACCGUUAAUUCUCUUUCAAAAUUCAAAAAAAAACGGCUACGAUAUUGGGAGUGAUGGAGGUUUAACUGACAACAACGAAGAUAAAAACGAUGAAAGCUAUGCGCUAUAGGCUCUCCCUCCCUCCCUCCGUCUCUCUACCAUAAGCUCCCAGUAUUUCUCCUUUCCACCCGUCUUUUCCUGAGUCAUUGUGCUGCACAGCACCGCCGGUCUCCCGAGGGGGGUUUUAACGGUUUUGUGGCGCCUGUCAGGUCGCGGGAAAAAGAAACGACCGUUAAGAUGACUGAAGUGGCCGCGAGCCGCCCCGACAUGACAGCGCUGGCCCCCCCUCCUGCGCCGCUGCACACCAGUAGGAAUGCGUCACCUGCCCGAUCGCCAUCCAAUCACAACAGCCCUCCAGGCUCCCGGCGGCACUUAGCAAAAGAGCGACGGGAGGACAGAGAGAAGACACAAGAGCUGUCGGACGUGCUGCGGGAUAAGCAGCUUCGGGCGCAGCAGCAGCUGGAGCGCUCCGCUAAGGAGCGAGGGAGGAAGAUGGAGGAGCAGAGGAGGAAGGAGCAGCAGCGCAGGGCGGCGGCCGAAGAGAAGAGGCGGCAGAAGCAAGAGGCAGAAAAGGAGAGGCUGGAGGCCCUGGUUCGCCGGAGAGGUGGGGGCGCAGAGACAAGAGGAGGAGGUGGAGGAGGAGGAGGCGGAGGAGGAGGAGGAGGAGGAGGAGGAGGUGGAGGGGAUCACCUGGAUAACAGACCCAAACGAUGGACAUGGGGAGGACCGCCUGACGGAGCGGAGGGUAACCCUAAGACCCCGCCCUGCCAUGCCAUUGGCUCCGCUCAGCCCAAUGAGCCCCCCGCUGCUUCCAGUGCCGGCCAAUCCCGUAACGUUGUUGAUUUCCUGUCUCCACCCGCCAUGGACCCGCCAAUCAACAAGCAGCUCUCCAACUCUUCAGCCGCCCUCCACUCACCAGAGAGAGUGUCUUUUGUGUCCCAUCGAACAGCUUCCCCCAGCAACCACAGACCAUACAGAAGUUCCUCCAACCGCAGGAGCAUCGCUGGGUUCCCCGAGGAGGCGUCCAGAGCCAAAACACCCACGGGGGAGACUCCAAACACACCGGUUCGCAGCUCUUCCUUCAGGGCCAACAGCAAAGGCCCGGCCACACCAAAAAGGGUGAAGUCGACCAGGAGUCGUGCCCAGUCUCCCUGCUCUCCGGGACAGUACCCGCCCUCCCCGCUCAGGCAGAGAGCCACCACCCCCGGCACCGACGACAGGGGUCACUCUGAGGUCAAAGGUCACGGCACCCUGGAGAGGAAAUCGACCAAAUCUGAAGCUUCAGAGAAGAAGAUCCCCAAAUCCACCAGCAGAGAACUGACCGCAGAGUCUCCAGGCACGCCCACGGGCAGGAGCGUCGGCGGGACGACGGACGCCGAGGAAGCGUCCAGGCUGCUGGCAGAGAGACGACGUCUGGCCCGAAUACAGAAGGAGCAGGAGGAGAGACAACGGCAGGAGGAGGAGAGGCUGCGGGCGGAGGAGGAGCAGCGGAGGCAGCAGGAGGCGAGGGAGCGACAGGAGAAAGCUGCACAGCUGGCCGAGGAGGAGAGAGUGAGGAGGGAGGAGGAGAGGAGGAGCAAGGAGGAGGAGGAGAGACGACAGAAGGAGCAGAGAUGGAAGGACAUGCACGAUCAGCUGGACAGAGAGAGGGAGGAGGCGUUCCUGCGAGCCCAGAAAGAGGCUGAGAGGAAGAGACAGGAGAGAGAGCUGCUGCACAUCCAGGAGGAGCAGGAGCGACUGCAGAGGAAGAAGAGAAUCGAGGAGAUUAUGAAAAGAACAAGGAAAAGUGAAGUGGAGCCUCCAUCUGGUGCCUCAGCGUCUGACCUGAGAGCCGAAGCUCCGGUCGCUCUGGAGGAGGACACCUCGACUCCGGCUGAAGCCCCCGUCAUCAUGCUGGGACCCCUGGAGAAUAAGAGCUGUGUGGACGAGCUGUCUGACGGAGUCCAGUCCAUGGACGUCAGCUCUCCAUCUGUCUCCAUCAGUCCUGUGUCCAGGGAGGAGCAGGCGAGCGCUCAGGAGUUUUCACCCGUCACCGAGGUAACGGACGGCUGCCCUCUGGAGCACCUGAUGGACCUCGACGCCCAGGGGCAAGGACAGCGACAGGGUGCAGAAACGCCCCCUUACCCAAAGUUGCAGGCCGGCAGCGGGGUCGGCGACCUCAACAAGAACCUGCUGAUUCAGGCGUACAGCGCCGCCUCUGAAUCCUCCCAGCUCAUCCACAGCGUCGGCCCGAGCAAGCUGGACGUCCAGUAGCCAGGGCUUUUUCAGGAGCUGGUUCAGUAGAAACAGGAGCCAGGACAAACAGACCACGAGACCAUCACCAUCAACAACAACAACAACAACAACAACAACAACAACAACAACAACAACAACAACAACAACAACAACAACAAUCAUCUCCACAAGGAACAACAGCUGAACACCUGAUUUCUCAUCUGUAUUACCAAACCACACACACACACACACACACACACACACACACUCACACACACACACACACACACACACACACACACACACACACACACACCUGUCACGCUUCUGGCAACAUUUACAGGCAGCAGUGCAAAUGGGCAAUUUUGACUCUUAGAAACAGAGUUUGAUAAAAUCCUGCAAAUAAUGUGAAACAUAUUUAAGACAUGAUUGUCAUAAGAGGAAUUCUUGGAGUCUUGCAUGUUUGUCCUUUGAACAGAAGAAGUUUAGGAGGUAAAAUGACUGUAAACUUAAGUUCAUGGUCAGGUUUAUUUAAAUAAAACUUGUAGGUAUGAGGUGGGGUAGUUCGAGGUCAGUGUCAGCUAAUAUCUGUACACAUUAACCUGCUUUUCAUUUACAGAUUACACGUGGUUUUGCAUUUAAGACAUCUCACAAAAGCUGCUGACGUUGGCCUUGAUCUCAGUCCUCUGAAGGUGUAGAGACGUGCAGUACGUCUCCUCGACACCUGUUCCUCUCCGAGCCAACAUUGCCCAGCUGCACUGCCGCCAAAUAUCACUCGAGUAUCAUCCGCUUUAAUCUCUCACCCCUGCUUUUGUAAAACUCUGUAAAUAGAUGUGACUGGGUGGAGGAGUCUGUCGUGGGAGGGACGGGCAGCGGCUCUGUAGCAGUUUAUCUGGAGGGACGCCGUAAAACAGACGCUGUUGUGUGAAUCCUGUGUAGCAUCUUCAGUGAGGACUAGCUAGUCGAGCUGUUUUAUGGUUGUAGCUUUGUACUUGAACAGUGUGGGAGUUUCUCUCUUUCUCGUCAGUGUUUCUGAUGGUUACUGUGUGUUUAUCCCACCGCUCGCCUGCUCUUCUGCUGACAGCGACUCCUGCUUCUAUAAAACCCGGUCUGCUGUAGAUUUCCUGUCAUCCUGAUGCUGGAGAAAACUAUCACAUAUAACCCCACUGUCGCUCCCUAACACGUAGAGCCUAUAGCUUCGGUUUCUCUGCCGCUCGUCACUUAACUGAUGGACGUUUUGUGGACUAGCAACGAUCCACAGCAACGAUAUGAAGAAAAGUUGGAGGGAAAAGGGUAAAAAACAAAACAAAAUGUCCUGUAUUUUUAUCUGCAGGUCAGGAAAAUAUUGACACAGUGUGUUGUGUAUUUGUCUGGCACUGACUGUAACCAUGCAAGCUGCAGUUUAUAGUACUUAACAGUAGUUGUGUGUUUCACUGCUCUGAAGACGCUUACAUCUCCACCUCAGCUCAUUCCCCCAACUGAAAUAUACCUCACCGAUUCAGAACAGACUCUGGUGUUAAACAGCGUUCACCACCUCGCAGCUCAUCACCUCUGAGGCCUUAAACCUCCGUGCAGUUAGCAUCUUCCCUCUGUGCGUCACCCUGGGGCUGUUUCAUCCAGCAUGUGCACCUCUCGCUGUUUAAAGGCCGUUCUCCACUAAGAGGACCGGGAACUAGAGAAACGAUUCUGUGAAAGGAAGGUUGGAUCAACAUUUGAACAAAACAUGCAAAUCCCCCUCCGACCCUCAGGGGCCCCAAACGCCCCACAUUCACUGUGUGGAUGAUCAGGACCAUAACCAGGAUUUUAAAAAUGCUGAUGUCAUAGUCUACAUCUCCCCGGCAGAACCCCACCCACCUAUGAAAAUUUAAACCAACCGUUUAGCAUCAAAUCCUGUUGUAUUUAUUCAACUGUUGCAUUAUGGUCUGGCGCCAGUUGUUCAUUCUGGUGGAGAACACUAGAUUCUUUUUCAACAGCCUCCAACUGAACUCUCUACAAACUUAAGAAGUAUUUAAGAAAAAACACAUUUUAUUCAUUCUGCAGUGCCACUUUUGUACAUUUGAUUUCACUAUAUUUUGGUCAGGUGCCAGGUUUGCUUCUCUGGGGUAAAAUACUUACCAAUUAGUUUUUUUAAUUUCAUCUGUUGAGGUUUUUUUUUGGGCCUAAAAACAGUCAAAAUAUAUUAGAAUCAGCCUUAAAAAUGCGACCUGUGUAGUAUGUGUGUAACUGUAGAAUGUAAAUCCUUCAAAAUGUCCAGAAAUCAUACUUGACCUCUGUGUCCUCAACAGCAACAGCUUUAAUUUAGUUCACGUUGUGGUCAUCUGGUUCAUAUUCCCAUGUAAAACAGCAAAGACAGAUGGUGAUGGUGAAAGUUUGGUCUUUUUUUUUUUAGGGGGCAAACAAACCUAAAUUAGAUCCGGGUUCAAAUAGAGUUCUUGAAAAACUUUCCUGUUGUGGAAAAGUUUCACACUGAAGGAAAAAAGUGUUUCCCCCGUCACUGCUGCAGCCUUCGGCUCGUUGUUUUACGUUUUCCCGCUCCUGUCGGCUUCCCUCUCUCCAUGUUAGCUCAUCAUUCCUCCAGAUUCUGCUGAAACUCAUUGUAAGAGGGUCUCCUGGGUCCCCUUGUAUAUGACAUAAAAAUAAAGGACAUAAUGUUUAUCCUAAUAUUACUUAAACUCUGUGACACUGCAGCUUGGUGGAAUAUAUCAUUGUAGAUGUGGUGCAUGGAUAACUGCUGAAAAAGAACAAUAAACUUCAUCAAGCCAUUUGUGUCCGUGAGCUGGAUAAAUAAACAAAUGUAUAAUAACGGGAAACAGACGCCGGUGACAGAUUGAAGUGAAAUAAUAAAGAUUCAGUCUGUAUGAGAUGUUUAGUCUUUGACAUUCAUAAUAAGUGACGUAUGAAAUGACAAAUCUAGUGUAGGGCUUGAUGAAGCCACUUAUUUCUCAUUAUAUCUCACUGUGUAUUGACUUUAUGCUGCACUGAAAUUAAAACUGAUCUGCAAAAAUUGAA
Messenger RNA from Seriola aureovittata, 5382 nucleotides. RefSeq names its product MAP7 domain containing 2b (gene map7d2b). The transcript has 17 exons. Gene Ontology annotation, cellular component: microtubule cytoskeleton. The record is from RefSeq and is a predicted model, not a curated record. Gene Ontology annotation, biological process: microtubule cytoskeleton organization. NCBI's taxonomy places the organism in Eukaryota, Metazoa, Chordata, Actinopteri, Carangiformes, Carangidae. Bases 397 to 2412 code for a protein of 671 amino acids.